This is a messenger RNA of Daphnia magna, 3362 nucleotides long. Its product is annotated as tyrosine-protein phosphatase non-receptor type 13. The transcript has 15 exons. Gene Ontology annotation, cellular component: cytoplasmic side of apical plasma membrane; cytoskeleton. NCBI's taxonomy places the organism in Eukaryota, Metazoa, Arthropoda, Branchiopoda, Diplostraca, Daphniidae. Gene Ontology annotation, molecular function: protein binding. Gene Ontology annotation, biological process: positive regulation of hippo signaling. The coding region runs from base 160 to 2889 and encodes 909 amino acids. The record is from RefSeq and is a predicted model, not a curated record.
UACUUGUUCUGGUCGUAAAGUUGGUCACCUUGAUAUAUCUCGUUUCUUCGUCUCCUCCCAUCUCAUAUUCAUCCGUCGAGUUCUCUACCAUCAGCAUCGUCUGCCAGAGUUGUUCUACCGAAACAAAAAAGAAAAUAAAAAACAAGCUGGUGGAGAAUAAUGCUGGUGUCGGCAGAGGAAGUGUUGGACAUCAGAGGUUCGCUUCUCCACGUCACCGAAGCUGAAGCCAUCUUGUUGCAGCUGCUGCGGCAAUUAGCAUCGUACCAACCUAAAGAUUCUCGAUCGCCGGAAGGAGAGCUUCGUCUGAAGCACAUCCUAUUAGAAGCUUCUGGACAGGUUCAACUUCACAACGACGUUGCCCAAAAACGAUGGAACGUUAGCCAACUGGCUCGAUUGUUGGCCGGCGCCAGCGUUGGUUUCGGAAACGGCGCGCGGACGGUGCUGCAAAAUUUAGCUGAUCCUACCAUCCGUCCCGUUUCAGCCGAUCGUGCAAUUCAAAUUCUGAAAUUGAGAAUCCAGCCAGCUAUUGCAGCCCGUUACGUUGCGGCUUUAUACAGUGAAGUGCUGUGCAGCGAAGCCUCCAAGCGGACGGUGAAAGGGCGGGCCGCUGACAGCCAUAGUCACGGUGGAGGUUAUUCGUCAACGGAAGACUCUGCCAUUUCAUCCGAACAUUUAUCGCGCCAUCCGUCUACAGACAGUUUGGACCGUUUAACAAUGGCCAACCAGUCGGAAAGUACCGGACAUAGUACGCCCCAAGAGCCACAGAAUUACGGCAUCUUUCGACGGAGGAGGCCCAUCCGCUUGACUCGGUCACGUAGUAGCGCCGGCGAUGGCGGAACCACCGGAGCGCUCAAGAAUUUAGCCUGGGCAGCCAAUGCGGCUAUUCAACGCGCUCCGUCCCGCCUUUAUCGACUGCACGACCAGCCGUCCGCAACGCCUUGCUUGCCGACGGCAACAUUUCAUCCGCGGAAGAGCCAGUCCUUCCGCGAUCUGAAAAUGUCUCCCGAACGAGAAGAUGAACCUUCAAUUUAUCCCGUUACCUGCUGCGGCCCUGAAUUUAUCGUCAAAAGUAGCUUGCCUCCGUACGUGCUUAUAUUACCACAUCAGCCGAAAAAGAAAAGGACGGUGAAUAUUUUGCAUUUGGAUGGACGCAGACUGCACGUGGAGUGUGACCCGAGUAAAACAAGAAUCGAUCAACUUCUGCAGAUGGUGAUGGAUCAUUUUGGAAUUGCGGCUAGCGAUGCCAUUUUUUUCGGACUAUCUUGCAUCAAAGGCGGCCACUUUAUCUUUCCUAGACAUGAUGAAAAGGUGUACAGUUUAGCGCCGGACAAUUACAAGCAAUUGCCCUAUCCCAGUUUUAACGUUUAUUUCCGCUUCCGCUUUUACGUCCACUCGGUUUUUGCGUUACAUAGCCUGGAAAGCGAACAUCUGCUCUAUCUCCAAUUACGCAAAGAUCUGCUUGAGCAACGAUGGGUUAUGGACCCCAUGGAAGAAAUGGGUUUAGCCGCUUUAGCAUUGACGAUAGAAUUUGGAACAUAUAAUCCUAAAAUCCACGGAGUUGGAGGAUCCUACUUUCACGUUGAUCAUUACCUGAGUCCUGGAACGCAGCAGAGUGUCAAGGGCGGUGAAUUGGCUGCCCAGGCACUGGAGCGUCUCCACGGGCGCAUUCCUAAACUGGUGGAAAGACGCGUGGUCGAAUGCAAUUUCGUUAAACGGAUUAUGCAAACGCAGUCGUACGGAUAUCACCACGUGCACGUCAUCGAAGAUGAUGGAUUGAGGACGACUCCUCUCAACCUGCUAGUGGGAUUGGAAGGACUCAAAUUAGUGCCUCACGCCACGUCUACUUCGUUUGGUACACCGUGCAAACACGUCAACUUGUACUGGGAAGAUAUUAAAACGCUUACACACUCUAAGCACCACAUCGUUCUGACAUCCGGCACGGGUUCUCUCAUCCGCAAACGACGUCUCUGCGUCGGAACGUCCCGAAUUCGAAACACGUUCGACUUGUUGAUUUCUCACCAAAAGAUGGCGCUGACGUUGAAAAAACGGAAAAUGCUUAUCAGACCGGAGUCUGCCACGCUACCGAAACUGCGUCACAACAGACCGGCCAGUUUUAUCGAGCCUGUCAAAACACCCACGGAACCCAUCAAAACAUUGUCGAGCUCGACACUCCCACGCCCGUCAAACGCCGUCAGAAUAUACGUGCCUUUUGGGCGUGUCGAAAAGGGAGCCGAACCAGAUGUCACACGCCGGCCGGUUGACGUCAAAUCGAACGUUCCUUCGCCGGAACCAGUGUCGGUGACGUCACCAGAAUCCUCUCAAUACUCUACGCUGAGUUCCCUUUCCGAAUCGACUAUUCCUACCAGUCCUCGUAAGAGCACUUUGGUUCGAAUGGGAACGAAGAUAUCGUCUGACGCCCUCAUCCGCGAGAAAAUGCGCCUUCAAGAUGUCAGUUUCGGCGAACGCGUCCCAUCGGUCGAUCCAUCUGGCGCCUACGUCGUUGACACCAGCGUUAAAUCGGAGGAUGAAUCCCUCGGCUUUGACGCCCACGAGAGCAUAUCGCAAUCAUUGUCGGAACGAUUUAAUCGUUUACCUUAUCUUCCAUCACCGCCUCAACAGCCCGGAGUCUCCGUCAGAUUUUCUAAGGAUCCUGAUGGUUCUCUGGGCAUUUUGAUUGCCCGUGGUGUCCGCGGCGGUAUCUAUCUUAUGGGACUGACGCCCAACGGUGCUGCUCAUCGCCAGACAUCACUAAAACCAGGUGAUCGUAUCUUAUCCGUCAACGGGCUCGACUGUGACGAAUUGGACUACGAUCAGGUGAUUGAUCAAAUCCGCCGUAUACCUCGUGACGUUGAACUGUUCGUCCUCCAUCGACCUGAUGCAGCGAAGUGAACAAUAGAAUGACGUUCCUCCGAAAGAAAAACUCAUCCGCAAUCCAAUCUGGCCUUGAAAUCUUUCCGGAUUCGGAAAAAAGAACAAAGCAAAACAAACUCAAAUGGGCGCAUUUGUCUACCUCGUCUUCUUCGACAACGACAAUCAGAUAUCAAGCGGAAUUUUCUCAGCACCGCCCAAAACGUGCGCCAUAUAAAGAGAACGAAAUCCUUGACGAUCCAAAUCUGUUCUUCCAUCAACAACCAUGACAAUCACGUCAAUCGGUGAGCAAUUCUUUUAUCUGUCAAAAUGUUUCUUUUUCGCCAAAAACGAAAAAGAAAAAACAUUAAGAAAAUGUUACUUUAUUUUACCUGUUUGAAUCCUCCGACCCACCUCAAGAGUUCGACGAUAUUGUUGCGUUUAUGGUAUUAUUUCACAAUGUACAUGUUUUGCAAAUAAAAUUCCUUUUUUUUUUUCUUUUCUUCAAAAUAUCA